GUGAGUGAGUGUGUGUCUGUGUGAGUGUGUGAGUGAGAGAGAGAGUGGUUCGCUUUUAUAGUUGCCAGAGAUAUGGAGGCAGACGGUAACCAAGCCACCUCUGGCAGUCCAAACGACUCUCAGCAUGACCCAGGUAAAAUGUUUAUCGGCGGUCUCAGCUGGCAAACCUCACCAGAUAGCCUUAGGGACUAUUUUAGCAAAUUUGGCGAAAUCAGGGAAUGUAUGGUGAUGCGAGAUCCGACCACGAAACGAUCCAGAGGCUUCGGUUUCGUUACGUUUACCGAUCCUGCAAGUGUAGAUAAAGUAUUAGCUCAACCCCAUCACGAAUUAGAUUCCAAGACGAUUGACCCUAAGGUUGCGUUCCCCCGAAGAGCACAACCCAAGAUGGUCACACGAACAAAGAAAAUAUUUGUAGGCGGAUUAUCAGCGAAUACAGUAGUGGAUGAUGUAAAGCAGUACUUUGAGCAGUUUGGCAAGGUAGAAGAUGCCAUGCUAAUGUUUGAUAAGACAACUAACAGACAUCGAGGAUUUGGAUUUGUAACUUUUGAAAAUGAGGAGGUUGUUGAGAAAGUCUGUGAAAUCCACUUCCAUGAAAUCAAUAAUAAAAUGGUAGAAUGUAAGAAAGCACAGCCUAAGGAGGUGAUGUUCCCACCAGGAACACGGGGCCGUGCUCGGGGAUUACCGUAUACUAUGGACGCUUUUAUGCUGGGAAUGGGAAUGCUGGGCUACCCAAACUUUGUUGCAACGUAUGGCCGUGGAUACCCUGGAUUCGCACCCAGCUACAGCUACCAGUUCCCAGACUGUUUCCAGAUUUCACAAGAUAUUAUUUUUAUCAACUAAAUUAUUUUUCCUCUUGCAAAUUAGCAAGGUCUCCUGCAGUGUUCAUGAAAGCCUGAAUGGCUAGCUGUGAUUAACUGUUGGCUUUCGCUGUAAUUAUCUCUAAUAAUAACUGCCUGGGCCCAACACCUCUUUUAUAUAUAAAUAUAUAUAAUACUUUAUAUAUUUUUAAUUAUUUUUUAAGACACAUUCCAUGGGCUGUCUGCCAUUUCGCUUCCUGCAUGAUUUAGUUGCUUGUAAUUUAAAUGCUUGCUUUGAUUUUUUUUGCUGUAUUGUAUAUAAACAUUUGCUGUUAAAUGUCACUUCCUUGAUUCUAUAAACUGUGGAUGGCACAGUUUAUCUUUACAGUCACUAAAUAGCUCCUCCCCCCUUCUCACAAGGUUUCAGUUUUAAAAAGAAACAUUCUUAUUUUUAAUGGUCCCUGAAGUAAAAAAAUAACGAAAAAUAGAAUAGCGGACAGCUAUGAAUCUGCUGCGCUAUCAUCUUCUGGGAUUUGUUUUUAUUAAGUGAGUGGUUGCCACAACAACUUAUUGUUAAAUAGCGCCUGUGACAUCCCAAGAUGCUUCAUACCAGCAUCCUCAAACACAUUUUGACGCAUAAUAUAUUUUAGGACAGGUAGCUUAGUCGAAGGUUAGAUUUUCACUAACGAGCACCCAGCAGUUAGAGGCCUGGGGAUGGAGUCCAUCUUUCUAAACAUGGGAAGGAAAAUAUUUUUCUUAAACCUGUUACCACACCUCUACGGCAAUGGGACCUGAACCAAAAUCCCCUGGCCCAGAGCUAGGGACACUACCACCUUGCCACAUGAACCUUAAACGCUGCUAGUGUGCCACCAGUCUGAAUUUUCUCAUAAUUGGCCUUUGGGGAAACCCUGGGUAGACUCGAUGUGAGGGCUUAGUCUUCUUCCCCAGUGUUAAAAAUCACACACUGGCUUAUAGCCCAACAGGUCUAUUUGGAAAUGCAAGCUUCCUUCGUCAGGUAGCUAGCCCCAAAAGCUUGUACCUGCUGUUUGAGUUUUGACUUACUCCAACACUGGCACCUCCACAUCGUGUUCUCCUCCAGAAUGAUUGUGUCACAAUGAGACCAUAGUGUCCUCAGGAAGGGAAGGAGAUUAACUUUAAAGCAGCUUCCCUCUUCUGCACCAAAGAGUUCACAUUGAGUUUCGACUGAGAGGGCUUCCAUUGCCCAAUAACUUGCUGUUGCCUGUGGCCAAAAUGCACUUGACAAAUGAGCACUCUGACUGAGUGGCAGGAUCUGUGUGGCACUGUGUCCUAAUGUGCCCUCAUGACCCCAGAAUUGGGAAUAGGGAGGGGAUUAGUGGAAGGAGGGGUUGUAAAACUCAGCCCGUAUCUCAGGGCUAAUGCCAGAAGCUGCAGGGACUUUUAAAAGAUUUAACAAAAAGCACUACAUGAAAAUUUGUGAGAAGUGUGUUGUGUGCUAGGGGUUUAAGUGUGUUUUUAAAAGGAGAAAGCUCCCUUUUCAUGGCUUACCUAGGCUGCUUAUUUAACCUCCAUGAAAGCUGUUGACCAAACCUGAAAACAAAAUGGCUGCCUGAUAGGCAUGUUGCUGUCAUAACAACGUUGCCAAUUUUAACAACCAAUAGCAGGAGAACGUUAUCUUUAAAUGGUGCAGAUGAACAAUAAAGAAAUUGUUAAUAAAAUAAAAAUACAAUUUUAAAAAUUAUCCAUAUUCUAAUCAAAAAUCCAAUUAUUUUGGUUAGUAUUUUUUUAUUUGUCAUCCAAAGUUAAAGCUUUUGGGCCUACUUGCUGUUGAAGUACUCCAUUCCAGGAGUCCAGUUGAAAAAGGCUGAAUGAAGUCAGUCAGCUUCUUUAAUCUUUACUGAUCUGUCCAGUCUGUAUGAGCCAGUGAAAAGAAAGCUUUCUUAACUUCAUUUUUUUGAAGGUCACUUAAUUACUAAGUCACGGAAUCCAAACAAGCUUAAAUUAUCACGUCACUCUGUUCCUGUUAAUUAAACAUGCUUGAUGUAAUUAAUUGCAUAGCCUGAAAUAGUGUUGA
This is a messenger RNA of Hemiscyllium ocellatum (epaulette shark), 2850 nucleotides long. RefSeq names its product musashi RNA-binding protein 2b (gene msi2b). Lineage: Eukaryota; Metazoa; Chordata; Chondrichthyes; Orectolobiformes; Hemiscylliidae. The record is from RefSeq and is a predicted model, not a curated record. Bases 73 to 840 code for a protein of 255 amino acids. Gene Ontology annotation, molecular function: RNA binding. The transcript has 11 exons. Gene Ontology annotation, cellular component: cytoplasm.